Molecule: messenger RNA, 3179 nt
Organism: Phyllostomus discolor (pale spear-nosed bat)
Lineage: Eukaryota; Metazoa; Chordata; Mammalia; Chiroptera; Phyllostomidae
Gene: CASP10
Product: caspase 10
Exons: 9
Coding region: 207-1739 (510 amino acids)
Biological process (GO): proteolysis; negative regulation of extrinsic apoptotic signaling pathway via death domain receptors
Molecular function (GO): cysteine-type endopeptidase activity; protein binding
Source: RefSeq, a predicted model, not a curated record
CAGCAGGAAAUCAAUCUCAAGCCUGAGAUCGGGUUUUUAUCCAUAGCCAGCAACAAGUCUUGAGUUCUCUCCCAAGUAAAUUGGAACUUUCUUAGAACUUGGAGCACACAGAGGAUUCUAAUUUCUUCAAAACUUUGUUCUCAGGCAAUAUCCCUAAGAACCACUUACCUCCAGGGGAUCAGUGGAAUUUCAUUUGAAGACUGGCCAUGUCAUUUCAAGGUCAAAAUUGCAUUCCCAGUUCAUUUGCUAAUGAUAGUGAGAACUUUCGCAGAAGGCUACUGGCUAUUGAUUCACAGCUGGGAGAUAAAGAAGUAGAACAAUUAAAGUUUCUCUGCCAAGAUUUCAUCUCCCAGAAGAAGCUGGAGAAGUCCAGCUCAGCUUUGGAUGUUUUUGAUCAUCUCAUGGCAAAAGAGCUGCUGAGUGAGCAAGACCCCUUCUUCCUAGCAGAACUCCUCUACACCAUGAAGCAGCACUUACUGCUGAAGUACCUCAGUUACAGGAAAGAGCAAGUACGGAGUUUGCUGCCCACUCUAAAGAAGCUCUCUCCGUUCAGAAACCUGCUCUACGAACUGUCCGAAAGCAUUGACACGGAUAUCUUAAAGGAAAUGAGCUUCAUUGUGAAGGAAUCAUUACCCAAAGUCCAGCUGACCUCUCUAAGUUUCCUGGGAUAUCUGGAGAAACAAGCUCUAAUAGAUACAGAUAAUCUGACGUUACUGGAGAAUCUCUGUUCAAGUGCUGCACCUAACCUUGUGGAAAAGAUAAAAAUAUAUAAAAGAGAGAAAGAAGCUAAGCAAAGGCAGCUGCAGGACAACAAAGUAGCAGCCUUCAAAGGGUGUGUCCCAGUGGUGGAGGAAGCCAACGGGGGCCCGAAGGAAGAAAUACUUUCUGGUUCAGACGUUCAGCAGUUGCUUCAAGCCUUACCGUUUUGCAAUUCUGCAGUUUCAAAGUUUGGGCCUGGCUUCCCUGGAGUGUUACCUUCUUCCAAGGAGGAAGCUGCGUAUAGGAUGGAUCAUAAACAUAGAGGCCACUGUGUUGUUAUCAACAACCAGAACUUUACCUCACUGAGAAAAAGACAGGGGACCCAAAAAGAUGCUGACUGCCUGAAGCACGUGUUUCAGUGGCUUGGGUUCUUGGUACAUACGCAUGUUGAUGUGACUAAACCACAACUGGAGGAGCUUCUGAAAAUGUAUCAGAAUCAUCCAGGCCAUGCUGAAGGAGACUGCUUUGUGUUCUGUGUUCUGACCCAUGGGAAAUAUGGAGCUGUCUACUCUUCAGAUGGGGACCUCAUUCCCAUUAAAUACAUCACGUCUCACUUCACAGCCCAUCAGUGCCGUGGUCUGGCUAACAAACCCAAACUCUUUUUCAUCCAGGCCUGUCAAGGUGAAGAGAUACAAUCUUCUGUAUGCGUUGAGGUAGAUGCUGUAAAUGCCGAGUCAACACACCCUCCCCUUCAGGACUGUGUUCCUGUUGAGGCAGAUUUCCUUCUCGGCCUGGCCACUGUCCCUGGCUAUGUGUCCUUUCGUCAUACCACAGAAGGCAGCUGGUACAUUCAAUCUCUGUGUAAUUAUUUGAAGGACUGUGUCCCAAGGCAUCAAGAUAUCUUGACCAUCCUCACUGCCGUCAAUGACGAUGUGAGUCGACGAGGGGACAUAGAGAAGAAACAGAUGCCUCAACCAGUUUUCACACUACGUAAAAAAGUCAUAUUCCCUGUGCCACAGAAAGAACUUUUAUUAUGGUAGAGAGUUUUCAUUGACUCUUAGACGUGAAAGGAACCUUUUCUUCCAACUUCCAACAUCGCAUAGGAAAUCAUUGACAAACAGUGAGCUGACCUCCAGUCUGUCAGUCUAGUAAUAAGAAAUGCUCUAUUUUCUGACACAGUAAAUGCUGUUCUUCCUUUCCUCCUUUCUAAACAAGUCUAAAUAUUACAAAACUUUUUUAUUGGUGCCUUGGCUUAUAGUCUUGAUUUUAGCUGUGCACCCUGAGAAAAAAGUAAUUGGCCUUGGUUUGUGUAUCUGUAAAGUGAAAAGUGGGACCAGGAACAUUUUAAGGUUCCUUUUCGCUCUAAGAACCAAUGUUCUUAGAUUUCUGUAAGAAAUGACCACUCCUUGUUAUAAUUCUGUGUCCCUUUUGCAUGGUCUUUUUUGGGCUUUGGCUGAUGACAAGAUUAUGGUUUACUGACCCUACCUCUGCUCUUCCCUUCCCAAGGAUUCCCUUCAGCACAUCUGCUGGGGGCAGGGGAAUUUGGUUUAUGCCCUGCCCAUUUCCUGCUUUAGUGCUAGGGCAGGUGUUCCUGCAGGAACCGGUUUUCUUGGGUUGGGAACUGGGAUGUCUCUAGGAAGAUGACAACUCUGUGUAAAGAGAGACACACAUUCAGCUACUCUGGGAGCAGAAACUUUACAAUCUGACGUUACUUCCCAGUUGGUCAGAACCUUUUAGACACUGGUGACAGACCUCUGAACUCAAACUGACUAAAGCAAAGAACUGAUUGCAUCUUUCACUUGAAAACACGAAUGUGUAGUGCUGGCUUCCAGUGAGGCGUGGAUCGGACUCAGUCUUCAGUAUAGCAUCUGUCUCUUCUCCAAGGGCCUGCAGGAUUGGCAGCUGCACUGUGCUGACUGCAGUCAACAGCCACUCCCCCCACCCCACCCCCACUGUCUCCAUCAAAACACACCUCUGCUCCUCUAGCCCCAAGGAUGAGAGAAGCAGCUUGAGGAGCUGAAGCUGUUCACAGGGAGUGCUGCUCUCUCCUUAGCCAGAGAGGUGUCUGGCUAUGCCUUGUGGGUAGGGUGGCUCUGGAUGGAAGCCUUGACACUUAAAAUUUAGGUUUUGAACAUUUUUACAUAUGUGAACUCUUUUUUUUCAAUUUCAGAGAAAUUUUUCUUUCUUAUUUCCUGGAAAGAGGGCAAUUGAAAGUGCCGUGGUUAUGGCCUUCAUUCAUAGAUGAGGAAGCUGAGGGCCCAGGAGGCAGGGCAUUUGGCUACAGCCUUUCAGCCAGUUAUUGUUUACCUGAUAUUGUUUCCCAUGCAAGUGAACUGGAGUGUCGUGGGGCAUACAGGACUUGAGGAACAUGUCCUUGGAUAUGCAGAUGCUCACGAAAGAUGUCAGGGAAUGAAGAAAAGUCUUGGUGAUGUCUGAUUUUGUCAAUUAUUUCUGUGAAAGUCAAAUUCAUUUAUAGUGAA